AUGGAGGAAUCUCGAAAUCAGGCAAACCCGCCCGCUCGUCGCGCGAAGAAGAUGCGGAAGGGAACCCGAAGCUGCACCGAAUGUAGAAGACGUAAAACCCGGUGCAUUUAUUCACCCGGAGAUCGCGAGUGCAUAUUGUGCAAAUCGCGCGGUGCACGCUGUAUUGAGCAGGGCAGCGAAGAUCCGAGAGUUUCAGAGUCCAAGCGAAGUGCUCUUCAUAAAGAAUCCAAAAAUGGGAGAAAAGCUAAAGAUCAAGCUGAAACUUCUAUUGAUCAGCCUGAGAAGCUCUUGGAAGAUGCGGAGACAUCUGAUCUCAUGUUAUCGGAAAAGAUCGACUCUGCACCGAUCGUCUCUUUACUACUCGAUGCCAAGCUUUCAAAUUUAACAAAAGCCGAAUCGGUCCAGUCUUUUGGCUUGGUGGCAACGGGUAACGAAUCGACUUACGCCCGACUGCCAGACAGAGGUCGAAGUCUGCGAGUAUAUAAUAACAACCCUCUUGUUAGCAAAUCUGCACGUAUAUGCUCCACUUUGCGUUCAAUACUGCCGAGCUAUGACACGAUAAUGUCCGUCUUGGCUGAGAAGGGGUCGUGGUGGGACAGCUUCCGUCAAAAGGCAUACGCCAUUUCUGAAGCCCCGUCUCAGACAAUAGAGGCCUUUGCGAAGCGAACUUAUACAAGCAGCAAACCAGCCGACAUAGGCGCCCUUGCCAUUGCAUUUGCGAGGAGCAUGAACAAGCACCGUUAUAUCUUCACCCUUGUAGAUGAGCUUGUGAUCUCAGAUAUUAAUUAUACGGCAACUAUAGAGGGCUUGGAAUGCCUGAUACUGCUUGCCAAAUCAUAUACCGAUUGCGGCCAGCCAAAGAGAUCAUGGCUGGUAUGGAAGAAGGGCAUAGCUGCAAUUCAGCUGAUGGGUAUUUGUAUCGGCAGCAACUAUUCUCCGACGGAGCUGAGGCUGUGGUGUGCAGUUUAUCAUGGUGACCGAUUCAGUAGCAUGCUACUGGGGUUGCCUUAUGGGCUCAAUGACAACCAUUAUCAAUCUGCUAUUACUGCAUCCGGAAUGUCCCCAGGCUUUUACUUCGUUCUCAACUGUGCGGUCAUUUCUGGAAAGAUUAUUGACCGAAAUAUGGCUCCUAGCAAGCCUUCUUACGCAAAAGCCAUAGAAUUGGAUGAGGAACUGGAAUCGAUUGCGUCGUCACUACCAAAAGAUUGGUGGAUGGUCCCGAGUGAUAUAGAACAAUCACGACAGCCAUUCGAGUCGGACAAUCUCAGAGAACAGCUGUUACAGCAGUUAUACUUUUAUUGGGUCAAACUAUACCUUCACUUGCCAUUCUUAGUCGACUCGGCAAUAAGUUCGCCUCAUUACUUUAGCAGAAUGGCCUGCAUAGAAGCGGCAAAACAGAUCUUGAGGAGAUACCGGGUGUUGCGCUGCAGAAACAAGUCGGGCUACUGUUUAUUCGAAUGCCAGACAACGGAUUUCGCCUGUUUCACUGCCGCGGUAGUUCUCCUUGUUGGGACAUUUCAUUGCAGCGCUGCAUUCCCCUCACCAAGUGUGGAAGAAGGCCUGGAGCUGGUGGCGGCUACCGACAAGAUUUUACACGAUGAAGAGCUCAAGAGCGACUGCAAAGUUGCAGCACAGUGUCGAAAAGUGCUUCGAAUGCUCAGCACGGAAGGGCCCGACACAUCGGACGCACAUCGGGAAGUUGUGAUACCGUAUUUUGGCGUGGUGAUUCGCAAACGGUCUCGCCACCUACAGUCCCAUAAUCCGCGAAAUGCACCACAGUCGGUCGGCCAUGAUGUCGAUGAUCUCUCCGACCCAUCUCUUCCUCUUCCGCCUCACCCUUAUUAUCCAGCCGAUGCGGGAGAUAAUAACCCGGCCGUGGAAAACCCUUGGAGUUUAAAUGGAUUUUCGCUCCAAUAUAUUAGCCAUCGCGGACUUGACCGGACCAAUCUCGGUGGGUUUAUGGGAGGCGCCGGAGUGGAGUCUGGGCCAGACGAGUCUCAUUUUACCUCGGCAGCAAUGGAAUGGGACCAAGGCUGGAGCGUUCUUACCGAGAUUGACUGGGACCUGAUGCCAGGCAUUGACGAAAUGUCUCCUGAGGAUUUGUUCAACUUUUAG
This is a messenger RNA of Trichoderma gamsii, 2115 nucleotides long. RefSeq lists its product as hypothetical. The transcript has 4 exons. The coding region runs from base 1 to 2115 and encodes 704 amino acids. Gene Ontology annotation, molecular function: DNA-binding transcription factor activity, RNA polymerase II-specific; zinc ion binding. The record is from RefSeq and is a predicted model, not a curated record. Lineage: Eukaryota; Fungi; Ascomycota; Sordariomycetes; Hypocreales; Hypocreaceae. Gene Ontology annotation, biological process: regulation of DNA-templated transcription.